GUGUUGUCCCGCUCAAGCGUCGGGUUGUUCUACAGGUUGCAGGCCCUUUCGGAAAUUCGAGUCGACGCAAAAUUAAUUAACAACUUGUCAAUAAAUCGCUGCAUAACAAUGAUUGGUUGUUGCAACUUGCAAGCAACCAUAGGCAGUGUGACGUGCGUUUCGCGUCUCCAUUAAGUGAAUACCGGAUCGCUCGACUCCCAGUCAACGGUGGCGGGUCAGAUCCUGCAGGACUCUAGUCAAAACCGAAUCAACUGAUCUAUUGGACCGUCAGGCAUCAAAGCCCCUGUGACUCCUAACGUCGAGUGAGGCUCCAGCCGAUGCCCGCCGCAAAUCAGGGUCGCGCGCUUAUCGACCCUGGUUUGCGUACAGACAGCUCCGCCGCAUUAGCAGGUUCCGACCUGACGGUUGCUAUUUAAUAUGGUUGAAUAUGUGCAGCUCGGCCGGGUUGCACCUCCAACCUCUGCAGAUGCUGUAUCACCCCAGGACGGAACCGCAGACGUAGACAUGUUAGCGACGACGGACAGUCGCGUACCGCUCUUAAGCUCCUCGGACGCCAGUAGUGCUGAAGGGAGUUUCAGAAAUUCUGAUGAAUAUGAUGACGAUCUUCCUGGACAUAGCAGCGAUGGUACAGCAGGCGUUCAACAAGCGGAUGCUAUAAACCUUGUAUGGUCUAGGAAUGCUUUGAUAUUAGCCUACUUCUUCAUCUUCCUAUGUUCAUUCGCCCAAGCUCUGCAGUGGCAGAUCCUUUCGAACCUCACCCCAUAUGUUACCAGCGAGUUUCAUUCGCAUUCCCUUAUCCCGACAAUUGAGAUUGUCUCAUCAAUAUUAAGCGGUGUCCUCAAAUUACCAAUCUCCAAGAUCAUUGAUGCAUGGGGUCGCCCUCAGGGGCUAGCAGCCAUGAUAGUCCUGGCGACUUUAGGAUUAAUCCUCAUGGCAGUUUGCCAAAGCGUUGAGACCUAUGCGGCUGCACAGGUCUUCUAUGCAGUCGGUAUUAGCGGCUUCUCCUAUGUACUGAACAUCAUCGUCGCGGACACCUCGUCGUUGAAAAAUCGCACAUUGGCCUUCGCCUUCCAGAAUACCCCGAGUUUGGUCACUACGGUCAUCGGCCCGCCUAUCGCUAGAGCAUUUUACGAGAAGAGCAGUUGGCGAUGGGGAUUUGCGCUUUCCUCCAUAUUGUUCUUUAUUCUGUCCAUACCUAUCCUCGUCCUUCUGUUGAUGAAUGCGCGUAAGGCGGUGAAGGCUGGACUACUGAAGAAAGAGACAAACGAAGAGAAGUGGUCGUUGCAGAAUAUUCGCCACAACCUUUGGGAAUAUGAUGCUCUUGGACUUGCUUUGGUAACGUUCGGCUUGACCUUUGCAUUCGUGCCCGUAUCACUCGGAGUCGGUGUAGGCGCUGGGGGUGCCUGGAAGCUCGCGCUCCUUAUUGUUGGAAUUCUCUUACUUGUAGCAUUUGCUGUGCACGAGAAGCUUUACGCCCGGCGGCCUGUUAUUUCCGCCAGACUACUCUUUUCACGCAAUGUUGCCGGGUCAUGUCUCCUAUCCAUCUUCAUCUUCGUUGCGUACUUCGCGUGGGAUUCGUACUAUUCCUCUUACCUACAGGUUGUUCAUGGUCUAACUAUCACCGAGGCUGGCUAUAUCAACCACAUCUACGGAUUUGGAUCAACAAUAUGGGCAGUGGUGGUUGGGUACCUUCUCAAAGUUUCUGACCGAUACAAGUGGCUCGCAUGGGUGGCCCUUCCAAUUCAUAUUGCUGGUGGCGUGUCCUUGAUCUUAUUUCGCCGGCCAGAUACACACAUCAGUCUUUUGGUACUGGCUCAGAUCCUCCUUACUGUCGGAGGAAGUACGCUAGUGAUGUGCGACCAAAUGGCAGUGAUGGCUGUGGCGAGUCACGAAGAACUUGCAUCAGUCAUGGCAGUUCUCUCGUUGGCCUACUAUGUUGGUUCCGCUGGAGGCAAUGCAUUGAGCGGUUCAAUAUGGAACAGUGUUCUUCCAACCACGCUCGCAAAACUGCUGCCGAACUUUUCGUCCUCCGAGCUGAAAAUCCUUUGCUCGGACCUGAAGCAGCAACUCAGCUAUCCGAUGGGGUCGCCCACCCGAGAUGCGAUCAUCACAGCAUACAGCACGGCACAAGUCAAAAUGUGUAUCACUGGUGCUGCCAUUUCACUCCUUCAGAUCAUAGCUGUGGCUAUGUGGAGAGAUGCGAAGCUUAGCACAGUCAAGCAGGUCAAGGGCAAGGUGGUAUGAGAUCCAACAAUACAGCGGAAUCAAAGCCUUCCGAUUCCUGGUUAGAUAGAUUGGCUGCCGAAUGAUUGAUUUACGGUAUAAAGAUAGAAAGUGCAAAUAGACAAAAUACCGC
Molecule: messenger RNA, 2356 nt
Organism: Truncatella angustata
Lineage: Eukaryota; Fungi; Ascomycota; Sordariomycetes; Amphisphaeriales; Sporocadaceae
Product: siderophore iron transporter
Exons: 5
Coding region: 418-2244 (608 amino acids)
Biological process (GO): transmembrane transport
Molecular function (GO): transmembrane transporter activity
Source: RefSeq, a predicted model, not a curated record